AGAUUCAGAUCCAUCAGAUUCAUCCGGAAUGGCAGCGCUCCUUGAAUGAAGAAGAUUAGGAAAUGAAUAGGAAAGAAUCCCUAGAAGAGCUGCAGGAUGGAAACAACAACAGGCUUCAUCUAUGACGAUGAUGGAGACCCCUGCACAAAAAAUGAAGUAAAAUUCACCGGAGCACAAUUGUUGCCACCCCUCUACUCGUUGGUGCUCAUCUUUGGCUUUGCGGGAAAUGGUCUGGUUGUUCUGAUCUUGAUAAAAUACAAGAAACUGAAAACCAUGACUGACAUCUACCUCCUCAACCUGGCCAUUUCCGAUUUACUGUUUCUCUUCACCCUCCCGUUUUGGGCUUACUACGCGGCAGACCAGUGGCUGUUAGGAGACGCCGCCUGUAAGAUCUUUUCCGGACUUUACUACCUUGGCUUUUACAGCGGGAUCUUUUUCAUCAUCCUGUUGACCCUAGACCGGUACCUGGCGAUCGUCCAUGCCGUGUUCGCUUUAAAAGCCAGGACCGUCUCCUGCGGCACCGUGACAAGCAUCUGCACCUGGGCCGUGGCCCUGUUAGCCUCCGUUCCCGGGUUACUCUUCAACAGAUCCCAGAAGGCGGAGGACCGGUAUGUUUGCAGCACUUAUUUUCCGACGGGCCAGGAUUUGGCUUGGAAGACUUUCCAGACUCUCCAGAUGAACAUCCUGGGACUCGCCGUGCCGCUGCUGGUCAUGAUCGUGUGCUACACGGGAAUUAUCAAAACGCUGCUGAGGUGUCGGAAUGAGAAGAAGAAGUAUAAGGCGGUCAGGCUCAUUUUUCUGAUCAUGCUCAUUUACUUUCUUUUCUGGGCCCCCUACAACCUCGUCCUUCUCCUCAACACUUUCCAAAGCUCCUUUGGCCUGAACAACUGCGACAGCUCCAACAGACUCGACCGAGCGAUGCAAGUGACAGAGACUCUGGGGAUGACCCACUGCUGCAUCAACCCCGUGAUUUAUGCCUUCGUGGGUGAAAAGUUUAGGAGAUACGUUUCUCUGUUUUUCCAAAAGCAUGUCGUCAAGCGCUUCUGCAAAAGCUGUCCCAUGCUCUAUAGUGAGACGGCCGAUCGGACAAGUUCAACUUAUACCCGAUCCAGCGGAGAACAGGAAUUCUCCGCAGGCUUGUAAUGGGGAACCAGAGCUUCCUACCCCAAAUCCUUCUAAGGAAUCCAAAUCUCAGGACCAGCCUUAUUUUAAAAAGGGAAUCAAAUUCCUCUAAAACUUUUAUAAAAGUGCCAGGGCACUCGCCACCCGCCCAGCAAACAGCGAUUAGACUGGUGGUACUAGCAGGCACGAAACCUUUGGAUGGGGUGUACAUUUGAAAAAAAAGAUCAAGCUGAAACUUCAAAUCAGUGUCCUGAACUCUGAGUUCUGCUUUCUUACUCCUCCACCCUGCUCCCUGCCUCGUUAGUGUGGCCUAAUGGGUAGAGCAGGAGCGUGGAAGUCAGGAGACCUGGGUUCUAACUCCGGUUCCGCCACUUGCUUGCUGUGUGACCUUGGGCAAGUCACUUUUCAGAACCUCAGUCUUCCUUAUCUGUAAAAGACACCUGUUCUCCAGCCUCUUAGACCGUGAGCAUCUGAUUUUAUCCUAUAUCUACCCCAGCACUUAGCACAGUGCUUGGCACGCAGUAAGUUUUAAGAAGUAUCACAGUUUCAUUUUAAUUACUGUAAAAACUGAAUUUGUUCUGCUAUUGCACUGUGGGUACCAUUGUCCUUUAAAUUAUCAUUCAUAAAGACAAAUAUGUCAAUAAAAUAAAAAUAUGUGACAGAAAAAAA
Tachyglossus aculeatus (Australian echidna) is the source of this 1791-nucleotide messenger RNA. RefSeq names its product C-C chemokine receptor type 5-like. Gene Ontology annotation, cellular component: membrane; cytoplasm. Gene Ontology annotation, molecular function: C-C chemokine receptor activity. The coding region runs from base 97 to 1143 and encodes 348 amino acids. Gene Ontology annotation, biological process: blood vessel remodeling; chemotaxis; immune response. The record is from RefSeq and is a predicted model, not a curated record. The transcript is spliced from 2 exons. NCBI's taxonomy places the organism in Eukaryota, Metazoa, Chordata, Mammalia, Monotremata, Tachyglossidae.